This is a messenger RNA of Girardinichthys multiradiatus, 547 nucleotides long. It is a transcript of the gene cox7a1, whose product is annotated as cytochrome c oxidase subunit 7A2, mitochondrial. The transcript has 4 exons. The coding region runs from base 155 to 400 and encodes 81 amino acids. Gene Ontology annotation, biological process: regulation of oxidative phosphorylation; mitochondrial respirasome assembly; mitochondrial electron transport, cytochrome c to oxygen. The record is from RefSeq and is a predicted model, not a curated record. NCBI's taxonomy places the organism in Eukaryota, Metazoa, Chordata, Actinopteri, Cyprinodontiformes, Goodeidae.
ACGCUCUUGGUGCAGCCAGAGCUGCAAACGUCCUGCAGGCAGUUUGGCCUCUACAGCUGAUCGUAGUUUGGCAGACGUUCAAAAACACUCCAACUGCCAGGACGUGUGUGUGUGUGUGUCCUUGUGAAGGUAAAAGCAGGCAGCGCAGCUCGACAUGAAUCGCCUUCUGAAAAUUCCUGUUCUGGCCAGCCGGGCCUUCAGCAGCUCCAGCAGAAACCUGAAGAACAAAGUUCCUGAGGCCCAGAAACUCUUCCAGAAAGACAACGGGCUGCCCGUCCACAUCAAAGGAGGAACCGGUGACGUCCUGCUCUACAGGACAACCAUGGCACUGACUGUUGCAGGAACAUGCUACUCUCUGUACUGGCUGCUUCUUGCCUCGAUGCCCCAGAAAAAGGGAUAAAGACGGAGACGGAUGGGAUCUGCAGCAUGCAGCCCAGCCUAACACUGAAGUUCCUGUGUGUGAUUUCACUGUAACUCUCAUUCAUCUCUGCAGGAUGCACUGAUGCUCAUCUGAGAAUAGGACAAAAUAAACUUGCUCAGAGUUUUA